This is a messenger RNA of Aspergillus terreus NIH2624, 1605 nucleotides long. RefSeq names its product homoserine O-acetyltransferase family protein. The record is from RefSeq and is a predicted model, not a curated record. NCBI's taxonomy places the organism in Eukaryota, Fungi, Ascomycota, Eurotiomycetes, Eurotiales, Aspergillaceae. The transcript has a single exon. Gene Ontology annotation, molecular function: homoserine O-acetyltransferase activity; L-serine O-acetyltransferase activity. Gene Ontology annotation, biological process: L-homoserine metabolic process. Bases 1 to 1605 code for a protein of 534 amino acids.
AUGACCCCCGUUCAAGGCGCCAUGCGACCCGCCUCGCGGUCUUUAAAAACGCUGGGAGGCUUGUUACGACAGGGCGAAAGCGUCGCACCCUUCGCCGGACGGAAUCGCUUUUCUAUCUCUCUGUCAUCAACAUACUACGCCAACCGCCGAGAACUGCACCAAGGCCCUGCCAGGAAAUCCCAAUCGGCGGCUGCCGCUUCCCAGUUAAAAGACUCCUCAAACCCCGCCCUUUCGUUCCCUUGUCUCGAUGCUCAAGAGGCCAAGUCCGCGCUCCUCUCCGCCCGGUCACUCGAGUCGGGUCCCGAGCCAUCGUAUACCACCGGUCAACAUGAGCAAUAUCAUUGCGAGGAACCAUUGCUCCUAGACUGGGGUGGUGUGUUACCCGAAUUUGACAUCGCAUAUGAGACAUGGGGUCAGCUCAAUGCUGACAAGAGCAACGCGAUCCUCCUACACACCGGUCUGUCGGCCUCGAGUCAUGCGCAUAGCACGGCAGCCAAUCCGAAGCCAGGCUGGUGGGAGAAGUUCAUCGGUCCAGGGAAGCCAUUGAACACAGACAAAUACUUCGUCAUUUGUACCAACGUCGUUGGUGGGUGCUAUGGCAGCACGGGUCCAUCGUCGGUCGAUCCUUCAGAUGGAAAGAGAUACGCUACAAGGUUUCCGAUCCUGACGAUAGACGACAUGGUGCGGGCACAGUUCCGCCUUCUGGACUCGCUAGGGGUCCAGAAACUAUAUGCUUCCGUGGGUUCUAGCAUGGGCGGCAUGCAAAGUCUCGCCGCUGGCGUCCUUUUCCCGGAGAGAGUCGGAAAGAUUGUCAGUAUCAGUGGAUGUGCCAGGAGCCAUCCUUACAGCAUUGCCAUGAGACACACCCAGCGCCAAGUGCUAAUGAUGGACCCCAAAUGGGCCCGCGGCUUCUACUACGACUCCAUCCCGCCCCACUCGGGGAUGAAGCUUGCGCGCGAAAUCGCGACAGUCACUUACCGCAGUGGUCCGGAAUGGGAGAAGCGGUUUGGCCGCAAACGCGCAGACCCCAGCAAGCAGCCGGCGCUGUGUGCGGACUUUCUCAUUGAGACCUACCUGGACCACGCGGGUGAGAAGUUCUGCCUAGAAUACGACCCCAACAGUCUGCUCUACGUUUCCAAAGCGAUGGACCUUUUCGAUCUGGGACACUCCCAGCAGGUGGAGACCAGGAGACGCAGGGCCGAGUACGAGGCGAGAAUUGCGCAAGGUGGCAAGACUCUCCGCUCGAGCAACAUCGCAUGCAGCCUCACCCUCCCCGAUAAGCCGUACGAGGAGCAGCCAUCUGUGACUGCCACGACCCCUGCGAUGAACCAGUCUGUAUCUGAUUUUAGCCCGGAAGGGCCACCCCAGGAUCUGGUCAAUGGCCUUGCCCCAUUGAAGAACCACCCGGUUCUUGUUAUGGGUGUCGCUAGCGACAUUCUCUUCCCUGCGUGGCAGCAGCGUGAGAUCGCGGAGACCCUCCGUGCUGGUGGAAACAACAACGUCGAGCAUAUUGAACUCGGCGAGGACGUAUCUCUGUUUGGUCAUGAUACAUUCCUUCUUGAUUUGAAGAACAUCGGAGGUGCGGUGGAAAAGUUCUUACAGUAA